AUGCAGUUUUGUUGUUGCUUCUGUUGCGGAAAAGGAUCUAAUGGGAGAAAGAAGGUGAAGACUGAGCCAUUAUGGACAAUUUUUACACUUAAGGAACUUCACGCAGCCACUAACAGUUUUAAUUAUGAUAACAAACUCGGCGAAGGUCGAUUUGGUAGUGUGUAUUGGGGUCAGCUAUCGUCUGGAUCUCAAAUUGCAGUCAAGAGACUCAGGGCAUGGAGUAGCGGAGAAGAGACAGAUUUUACCGUAGAGGUCGAGGUUCUCGCACGUAUUCGCCACAAGAAUCUAUUGAGUUUGCGAGGCUACUGCGCAGAAGGACAAGAACGAAUCUUUGUUUAUGAUUACAUGCCAAAUCUGAGCUUGGUUUCACAUCUUCAUGGUCUGCAUUCCUCUGAGUCGCUUCUUGAUUGGACCAGGCGGAUGAAUAUCGCAGUAACCUCUGCUCAGGCUAUCUCAUACUUACACCAUCAUGCAACACCUCGGAUAGUCCAUGGAGAUGUGAGAGCAAGCAAUAUGCUGCUAGAUUCAGAGUUUGAAGCUGGGGUUACUGAUUUUGGAUAUGGUAAGCUGAUGCCAGAUGAAAAUGGAGCUACUAAAACCACCAAGGCUGGUGGUAAUAACAUUGGGUAUCUCUCACCAGAAUGUAUUGAAUCAGGAAGAGAAUCAUAUAUGGGAGAUGUGUAUAGUUUUGGUAUUGUUUUACUGGAGCUUGUUACCGGUAAGAGACCUAUAGAAAAACUGAACCAAACAACAAACCGGGGUAUUACUGAAUGGGUUUUACCUCUGGUUUACGAGAAGAAAUAUGGCGAGAUUGUGGAUCAAAGACUGAAUGGGAAGUAUGUGGAAGAGGAGCUGAAAAGGUUAGUUUUGGUUGCGCUUAUGUGUGCUCAGAGCGAGCCUCAGAAGAGGCCAACAAUGUCUGAGGUUGUGGAGAUGCUUAUGAAUGAAUCUAAGGAGGGGAAGCUAUAG
Molecule: messenger RNA, 969 nt
Organism: Eruca vesicaria subsp. sativa (arugula)
Lineage: Eukaryota; Viridiplantae; Streptophyta; Magnoliopsida; Brassicales; Brassicaceae
Source: the annotation of a GenBank genome assembly